CAGCAAAGCGAUUGUGGACGGGAACCUGAAGUUGAUCCUCGGUCUAAUAUGGACCCUGAUCCUCCACUACUCCAUCUCCAUGCCCGUCUGGGAGGACGAAGACGACGGCGAAGCCAAGAAACAGACGCCCAAGCAGAGAUUGCUCGGCUGGAUCCAGAACAAAGUGGCGGACCUUCCCAUCACUAACUUCAGUCAGGACUGGAGGAACGGGAGGGCGCUGGGAGCUCUGGUGGACAGCUGCGCUCCAGGCCUGUGUCCUGACUGGGAGAUCUGGGACUCAAAUAAGCCAGUGGAGAACGCCACGGAGGCCAUGCAGCUCGCUGAUGAUUGGCUGGGAAUUCCACAGGUUAUUGCUCCAGAGGAGAUCAUUGACCCCAGUGUGGAUGAGCAGUCAGUUAUGACAUAUUUGUCACAGUUCCCGAAAGGCAAACUGAAGCCCGGAGCCCCUCUCAAACCCAAACUCAACCCCAAGAAGGCGCGCGCAUACGGCCCAGGUAUUGAGCCGACCGGGAAUCGGGUGAUGCGUCCGGCUGUGUUCACGGUGGACACCUUCAGCGCAGGUCAAGGGCAGGUCAUGGUCUAUGUUGAAGACCCCGAGGGCCGACGAGAAGAAGUCAAACCUGUGCUCAACGAAGGCAAAAAGACCUUCAGCGUGACGUACAUCCCUCAGGUCAUGGGACCGCACAAGGUCACUGUGCUUUUCGCUGGACAGCAAAUCCCAAAGAGCCCGUUUGAGGUGAACGUGGACAAAGCCCAGGGAGACCCCACUAAAGUCACGGCUAAAGGACCCGGACUGGAGCCGCUGGGCAACGUGGCCAACAAACCCACAUACUUUGACAUCUACACUGCAGGUGCCGGAGUGGGUGACGUGACUGCCGUCAUUAAAGACCCUCUGGGUAAUAAAAACACUGUGGAGGCCAUCAUGGAGGACAAGGGUGAAAGCAUCUUCCGGUGCACAUACAAACCAGUGCAGGCCGGUCCUCACAUCAUCAACAUUACAUUUGGAGGCAUCGCCAUCCCUAAAAGCCCCUUCACCGUCACAAUCGGCCCAGCGUCUGUUCCCGGUGCGUGUCGUGCCACUGGACGAGGUCUGCAGCCCAGAGGUGUGCGAUCACGACAGGUGGCGGAUUUUAAGGUGGACACUCGUAACGCUGGAAGUGGAGAUCUGAAGGUCACCGUUAAAGGACCCAAAGGUCUAGAGGAGCCUGUGAAACAGAAGGACAUCUCAGAUGGUGUGUACGCAUAUGAAUACUAUCCACACACACCUGGCAAAUACACCGUCACCAUUACCUGGGCCGGACAGCACAUCCCCAAGAGCCCUUUCGAGGUUCAGGUGGGCAAUGAAGCUGGACCCCAGAAGAUCCGUGCGUGGGGUCCGGGUCUGGAGGGAGGCAGUGUGGGCAAGUCUGCGGACUUUGUGGCCGAAUCUAUCGGGACGGACAUCGGAGUCCUCGGCUUCGCCAUUGAGGGUCCGUCUCAGGCCCGGAUUGAGUGUGAAGAUCAGAAUGACGGCUCGUGUAAUGUGAAGUACUGGCCCACUGAAUCAGGCGAGUACGCCGUCCAUGUCAUGUGUGAUGAUGAAGACAUCGAAGACAGUCCCUUCAUGGCCUACAUCGUCCCUGAUAACAAAGCCAACAACCCCAACCAGGUCAGGGCUUAUGGACCGGGAUUGGAGAAGUCCGGCGUUAUCAUAAACAAGCCGGUUGAGUUCACCGUCGAGGCCAAAGAUGCGGGAAACGGACCCCUGAUAAUCACUGCACAGGAUGCAAAUGGCGUCCCCAUCGAUGUGAAGGUGAAGAGUAAAGGAGAGAACGUCUACUCCUGCUCAUACACACCCACCUCCGCUGUCAAGCACACGCUGGCUGUGACCUGGGGAGGCGUCAGUGUUCCCAACAGCCCCUUCAGGGUGAGUGUGGGAAAGGGAAGCCAUCCACACAAAGUGAAAGUGUUUGGCCCAGGAAUCGAGAGAACCGGCCUGAAAGCUCACGAGCCGACACACUUCACUGUGGACUGCACAGAAGCUGGAGAAGGUGAUGUAAGUGUUGGAAUCAAGUGUGAUGCUAAUGUUAUCAGUGAGAAGGAAGAGGAUGUUGAUUUUGACAUCAUUCCCAAUGCCAAUGACACCAUCACUGUCAAGUAUGUUCCUCCUGGAGCGGGACGGCUUACAAUCAAAGUCCUUUUUACUGAUCAAGAAAUUCCAGUCAGUCCGUUCCGUGUUAAAGUGGAUCCUUCACAUGACGCCUCCAAAGUGAAAGCAGAGGGACCAGGACUCGCCCGAGCAGGUGUGGAGAGCGGAAAACCAACACACUUCACCGUUUACACCAAAGGAGCUGGCAAAGCUCCUCUGAACGUUCAGUUUUCCGGACCUAAUAAAGGACAGCCCGUCCAAGACUUUGAGAUCAUUGACAACUAUGACUAUUCCCAGACUGUCAAGUACACACCAGUUCAGCAGGGGGAGAUGGUGAUAACCGUGACCUUCGGUGGUGACCCGAUUUCUAAAAGCCCCUUCGCUGUUGGUGUUGCGGCUCCGCUUGACCUUGACAAGAUCAAAGUCGAUGGCCUGGAAAAUCGAGUGCAAGUGGGUGAGGAUCAAGAGUUUGCCAUUGGUACUAGUGGAGCGGGUGGACAGGGCAAACUGGAAGUCAAGAUCACCGGCCCGUCUGGGAAAGCCGUGCCCUGCGUGGUGGAGCCUGGGAAAGCAGCCAGUCUGGUGAAGUACAUCCCCAAAGAGGAGGGUGUGUACGUGGUGGAGGUCGUCUAUGAUGGCAAUCCAGUGCCUGGAAGUCCUUUCCAAGUUGAAGCCAUGCUGCCUCCUGAUCCCAGCAAAGUCAAGGCGUUUGGUCCAGGAUUGAAGGGUGGUCUUGUAGCAAACCCUGCUGAAUUUAGCAUCGACACCAAGGGCGCCGGCACGGGUGGACUCGGGCUCACCGUCGAGGGUCCAACCGAAGCUAAAAUUGAGUGCUCUGACAAUGGCGACGGCACCUGCUCCGUGUCGUACCUCCCCACCGAACCCGGAGAGUACCUAGUUAACAUUCUCUUCGAGGACGUCCACAUUCCCGGCUCGCCUUUCCACGCUGACAUCCAGUACCCCUUCGAUCCCACCAAAGUGGUGGCGUCCGGCUCCGGGCUGAAGCGAGGCAAGGUUGGUGAGAUCAGCGUGCUGAAUGUCGACUGCACCAAAGCUGGACCUGGACAGUUGACGCUGGAGGCCGAGUCUGAUUCUGGAGCGAAAGCAAAGACUGAAGUUCUGGACAAUAAGGACGGGACUUACACGGUCACCUACGUCCCACUGACUGCGGGCAUGUACACGCUACAGCUGAAGUACGGUGGGAAGACGGUUCCCAACUUCCCUGCCAAAGUGAACGUGGAUCCAGCUGUUGAUACCAGCAAAGUGAAGGUGUCUGGACCAGGAGUUGCUGGAGAAGGAGUUUUCAGAGAAGCCACGACUAACUUCACGGUGGAUGCACGAGCUUUGACCAAAACUGGCGGUAAACACAUUAAAGCUCGUGUGAAGAACCCAUCAGGCGCUUCUACAGACUGCACCAUCAGUGACAACGGCGAUGGCACUUACAACGUGGAAUACACACCAUUUGAGAACGGAGUCCACAGUGUGGAGAUUCUGUACGAUGAGACUCCGGUUCCUAAGAGCCCGUUCCAGGUCGGGGUGGGAGAUGGAUGUGACCCCUCACGUGUGCAGGCCAAGGGCCCGGGUCUAGAAGAAGCACUGACUGACAAACACAACAAGUUCUCAAUCAUCACCAGAGGAGCUGGUAUUGGUGGUUUGGGAAUAACCGUAGAAGGCCCAUCAGAGUCUAAAAUGUCCUGCAAAGAUAACAAAGAUGGCAGCUGUAAUGUGGAAUACACCCCGUACGUUCCUGGUCUGUACGAUGUCAACAUCACAUAUGGAGGACAACACAUUCCAGGAAGCCCGUUCAAAGUGCCCGUAAAGGAUGUUGUUGACUCCAGUAAGGUGAAGAUAUCUGGACUUGGUGUUGGUUCUGGAGUGCGAGCUAAAAUCCCACAGUCCUUCACUGUGGACUGCAGCAAAGCUGGUGUCGCUCCUCUGUCUGUAGCCGUAACUGGACCUAAAGGUUUGGCUGAACCAGUAAACAUUACAGACAAUGGUGACGGCACACACACGGUGGCAUACACUCCGUCUGUCGAGGGCUCGUACUCUGUCGCGGUCAAAUACGCAGACGAGGAAGUUCCACGCAGCCCGUUCAAACUGCGCGUUCAGCCCACUCAUGAUGCCAGUAAAGUGCGUGCCAGCGGCCCCGGCCUGACCACCGGUCUCUCCGCCAGCUUUCCAGUCGAGUUCACCAUCGAUGCCAAAGAUGCCGGUGAAGGCCAGCUGUCCGUGCAGAUUACCGAUCAGGAUGGUAAAUCCAAGAAAGCCAACAUUCAGGACAACCAGGAUGGAACCUACAAAGUGUCUUAUGUGCCAGACAAGGUGGGCCGUUACACUAUUGUAAUCAAGUAUGGCGGAGACGAGAUCCCCACUUCUCCAUAUAGAGUGAGAGCGACCACUACAGGAGACGCCAGCAAGUGUACGGUCACGGGACCUGGCAUUGGGCCAACCAUCGGCAUUGGAGAGGAAGUUGGGUUUGUGGUGAACGCUAAAGGAGCCGGGAAGGGGAAGGUCUCCUGCAUUGUGGUCACUCCUGACGGCACUGAGGUGGAAGCUGAUGUAAUCGAGAACGAGGACGGGACCUUUGACAUCUUCUACACUGCGCCGAAGCCCGGGAACUAUGUUAUUUACGUGCGGUUUGGAGGGGAGAACAUCCCCAGGAGCCCCUUCAAAGUCAUGGCAACAGAUGAAGUUCCCAUGAUGCAGCAGCAGUCAGUCCAACAGCAAAAGACAGCGCCAGGCGUCGGCUUCCAGCCCUGGGUUACAGAUGGCGCGUAUAUCCCUGCGAACAGUGUGAACGGGACGGGAUACAGACCUUUCGAUAUGGUGAUUCCCUUUACGUUUAAGAAGGGGGCAAUCACAGGUGAGGUUCACAUGCCGUCAGGUAAAACCGCUCAGCCUGAGAUAAUCGACAACAAAGACGGGACGGUCACAGUGAAGUUCUCGCCCACAGAGGCUGGACUUCAUGAAAUGCACAUUAAAUACAACGGCUCACACAUCCCAGAGAGCCCUCUGCAGUUCUACGUCAACAACACAAACAGCCCUAAUGUGACCGCAUAUGGACCGGGCCUGGUCUACGGGACCACCAAUAAAACCGCCAUGUUCACCAUCUACACUGAAGAUGCUUCUGAAGGCGGACUGGAUUUGGCCAUUGAAGGUCCGUCGAAGGCUGAGAUCAGCUGUGUGGACAACAAAGACGGCACUUGCAGUGUCUCGUACCUGCCCACACUCCCUGGAGACUACAACAUACUCGUCCGCUACAAUGACAAGCACAUCGCUGGAAGCCCCUUCACCGCCAGGGUCACAGAAGACAAUAAGAGGAAGUCCCAGGUGAAGCUGGGCUCCGCUGCAGAUUUCUCUCUGGAUAUCACCGAGACGGAUCUGAGUCUUCUCAGCGCGAGCAUCAAAGCCCCUUCCGGCCGCGACGAGCCGUGUUUGCUCAAGAGACAACCCAACAACCACAUCGGCAUUUCCUUCAUCCCGAGAGAAGUUGGGGAGCACCUGGUGAGCAUCAAGAAGAACGGACAGCAUGUCCCUAACAGCCCCAUCACCAUCAUGGUGGUCCAGUCUGAGAUCGGAGACGCCAGCCGAGUCAAGGUCUUCGGACAGGGGCUGGUGGAGGGAAACACCUUCGAGAUGUCCGACUUUGUGGUGGACACAAGGGAAGCUGGUUAUGGAGGUUUGGCGUUGGCCAUUGAGGGUCCCAGUAAGGUGGACAUACAGACAGAAGACAUGGAGGACGGCACGUGUGGCGUCUCAUAUUGUCCGAGUGAGCCGGGCACCUACAUCGUGUCCAUCAGGUUUGCAGAAGAGCACGUCCCUGGAAGUCCGUUCAGCGUUCGGGUGACCGGAGAAGGUCGUAUCCGCGAGAGCAUCACUCGCCGGCAGAAAGCAGCGUCCGUCUCUAGUGUUGGAAGUGUGUGUGAUCUCAACCUAAAGAUCCCAGAAAUCGACAUUCAGGACGUGUCUGCGCAGGUCACCAGCCCGUCGGGAGCCACAGAAGCGGCUGAGAUCGUGUGUGUGGGAAACCACACGUACUGCGUGCGCUUCGUGCCUCAUGAGAUGGGCGUUCACACGGUCAGCGUGAAGUACCGCGCGCAGCAUGUGCCGGGAAGCCCCUUCCAGUUCACCGUGGGUCCGCUGGGAGAAGGUGGAGCCCACAAGGUGCGGGCGGGGGGUCCGGGUCUGGAGAAGGCCGAGGCGAGCGUGCCAGCUGAGUUUAACGUGUGGACGCGAGAGGCGGGCGCUGGCGGGCUGUCCAUCGCUGUCGAGGGUCCCAGUCGUGCAGAAAUCUCAUUUGAGGAAAGGAAGGAUGGAUCAUGUGGCGUCUCCUAUGUAGCUCAAGAACCUGGCGACUACGAAGUGUCUAUAAAGUUCAACGACGAGCACAUUCCCGACAGCCCGUUCCUGGUUCCCGUGUGCGCUCCCGAAGGCGAUGCCCGUCGACUCACUGUUGCCAGUCUUCAGGAGUCGGGUCUGAAGGUGAACCAGCCCACAUCGUUCGCAGUGCGUCUGAACGGGGCGAAGGGCGACAUCGAUGCCAAAGUUCACAGUCCGUCCGGAGCGCUGGAGGAGUGUGUGGUGUCUGAACUAGAGCAAGACAAGUACGCCAUCCGUUUCAUCCCGCGGGAGAACGGCGUCCACCUCAUCGACGUGAAGUUCAACGGGACACACAUCCCUGGCAGUCCGUUCCAGGUCCGUGUGGGAGAACCAGGACAGAUCGGGGAUGCCGGACUCGUCACUGCGUACGGAGCCGGUCUGGAAAGAGGAACCACAGGUAACCAGGCCGAGUUUAUCAUCAAUAACACCAAAGCUGGACCCGCAUCUCUGUCCGUCACGAUCGAGGGCCCGUCCAAGGUGAAGAUGGAGUGUCAGGAGUGUCCCGAAGGGUUUAAAGUGCACUACACACCGAUGGCCCCUGGGAACUACAUCAUCACUAUCAAAUACGGCGGCCCCAACCACAUCACCGGAAGCCCGUUUAAGGCCAAAGUCACAGGUCCACGGCUGGUGAACGUGACCAACGCCAGCGAGAUGUCCACUCUGAUGGUGGAGUCGGUGAGCAGGUCGAGCAGUGUGAACUCUUACAGCUCGUCUCCCAGAGCCGCCUCUGACGCCAGUAAAGUGCUCAGUCGAGGGCCAGGUCUCAGUAAGGCCUUCGUGGGCCAGAAAGCCUCUUUCACUGUCGACUGCAGUAAAGCAGGGAAGAACAUGCUCCUGGUCGGUGUUCACGGUCCUCUGACGCCCUGUGAGGAGAUCUUGGUGAAACACACAGGAAACAUGCAGUACAAUAUCAGCUACAUCUUAAAGGAGCGGGGCAACUACAUUCUGGCUGUCAAAUGGGGAGACGAACACAUCCCAGGCUCCCCCUUCCAAGUCACUGUCCCAUAAUUCCCUGCGGUUAAACCCAAAACACUCCUGAGAGAGAGAGAGAGAGAAAGACACUGUAAAAAAAAUAAAUAGAAGGCGUUAGUGAACGAAUCAUUCAGACCUUCUUAAUUUUGUUUGCACUUGAUCAGGUUUUUGACUGGAAUGUGAUGCAUUAUGACGGUAACGUUGACAGCAUGUUGUUAUGAUGCAUGAAUUGUACAUUUCUUCUGUUUUGAUAAAGUUGAAAUGACCGUGUAUGAACAAACUGAUCAGGGUUUCACACCCUAACGUCUCUUUACUACUGAUAUUGACUCUAAUUGUUCGUCUGUUUCUAACAUACUGUCACUUUUAAUUUGCAUAUUAUAACAUUUCCAUGUGUGUUCGAUUCUCACUGUAUAAACUGAGCUGUGAUGUUUAUUUACUCAUAAAUCAAAGCAUCAUCCAUCUCUUCAAAUCAAGCACAUCUGUAUACAUCUCAAUGGUUUCACUGCGACAUAUUGAACAGUUUAGAGACAAAAGGGAAAUAAAUAAAGAUGUAACAUAAAACAAUUUCUGUAUAUCAAGAUCUUAGACUUGCAGAGCCCUCAAGACCAAAAGACCCAGUAUUUUCACACUUUAUCAGAUUUUCUUGCUUUUUGAAGACACUAAUAUGCAAAUGUAACUAAUAGAUUUAUGCAGAACUCUUUUUCAUUCUUCAGACGUUCAUGUUUGUCUAAAUUCUACUAGUUUUGAUACUCCAGUGGUGAAGUAUUUUGUAAGUGGCGAGGGGCGUAUUUUGUAUUUAGCCAUUGGUGCCUUAUUGUGAAACACGCAAGUAGAUUUGAUGUACAUUUGCUUAUUAAAAUUGACUGGAAUAAAGAAUUCAGAAUCUACAA
Messenger RNA from Rhinichthys klamathensis goyatoka, 8370 nucleotides. RefSeq names its product filamin-B (gene flnba). The coding region runs from base 80 to 7516 and encodes 2478 amino acids. NCBI's taxonomy places the organism in Eukaryota, Metazoa, Chordata, Actinopteri, Cypriniformes, Leuciscidae. Gene Ontology annotation, biological process: actin cytoskeleton organization. Gene Ontology annotation, molecular function: actin filament binding. The transcript has 45 exons. The record is from RefSeq and is a predicted model, not a curated record.